AUGGCCGUCGAGAAACUCAACAAGAAGCAAAAGAAGUCGAACGAGUUCAGGAACAAGAAGAGAAAACUCGACGACUCUAUCGCCGACGUCCCCGAGGACGAUGACAACAACACCAACGACGACGCCAAGGAGGACAAGAAGAAAGAGAAGAAGGAAAAGAGCAAGGAAGCACCUAAAGAAUCCGAGGAUGGAGCAACGGCCGACGGCAAGAAGAAGCGUAAAAGAGGCAAGGGUGCCGCCAAGGAGGAGGCACCUGCUACUGGAGCAGAGGGAGCAGUGGAGGCUAAGGAGGGUGAAACUGCUGCUGUUAAGGCUGCACCCAAGAACCAAAAGUUCAUUGUCUUUGUCGGCAACCUUCCCUACAAUAUCACCAAGGAACAAUUGGAGAAGCACUUUGAGAGCUGUGGCAAGAUUUCGUCUGUAAGAAUCCAGACUGAUAAAGCAACUGGAAAGGGCAAAGGGUUCGCAUUUAUGGAGUUCCCCGAGCCAGAAUCUAUGCAGAAAGCAUUGUACUUCCACAAGACGCUGUUCAAUAAGAGACCCAUUAAUGUGGAACUGACUGCAGGGGGUGGAGGAAACAAGAGUGCUACCAGGAAAAAGAAGAUUGCAGAUAAAAACGAAGCCUUGAACGAGGAGCGCCGCAAGGUCCAUGAGAGGCACAUCGCACCGGCAAAGGAGGCCAAAUCAUCUUAUGCUGCUGCAAACCCACCAGUGGUCCAGAAGGCUCCCCCCAAGGUGUUCAAGAAGCCCGCAGAUAUGAGUGACGCCAACGCGAUCAUUGUUGAUGGACUCUCAGCGCGUCUUCGUCGCGGAUAG
Linnemannia hyalina is the source of this 816-nucleotide messenger RNA. NCBI's taxonomy places the organism in Eukaryota, Fungi, Mortierellomycota, Mortierellomycetes, Mortierellales, Mortierellaceae. The record is from the annotation of a GenBank genome assembly.